Messenger RNA from Lachancea lanzarotensis, 540 nucleotides. It is a transcript of the gene CSE4, whose product is annotated as LALA0S09e05468g1_1. Gene Ontology annotation, cellular component: nucleosome. The transcript has a single exon. Gene Ontology annotation, molecular function: DNA binding; protein heterodimerization activity; structural constituent of chromatin. The record is from RefSeq and is a predicted model, not a curated record. Lineage: Eukaryota; Fungi; Ascomycota; Saccharomycetes; Saccharomycetales; Saccharomycetaceae. Bases 1 to 540 code for a protein of 179 amino acids.
AUGAACUCCAGUAUUGUGAGCCAUAAUGGAGCAAGAACGCUGAGCAACACUACCAGACUCACACAGGAUAUAAACGAAAGAGCGCUGACGCUACUGCAGAAAAGUCGUCAGCAGAGACUACUGCUGCACAGGAAUGAAGACCGGAGACGAUAUGUAACAGCGGAAGAACCUUCGAGACUAGAAAGUCCUCAGCCUGCAGUGGUCACUAAAGUAGUAGGGAGACGCAAAAGCUCAACGAAAAGAUACCGUCCCAGCGAUAUGGCGUUGCAGGAAAUACGAAAAUAUCAACGCAGCACGGAUCUGCUGAUUUCCAAGAUGCCGUUCGCUCGUCUUGUUAAAGAGGUCACAGAUCAAUUCACCACCGAGGAACAGCAGCUGCGGUGGCAAACCAUGGCCAUCAUGGCACUCCAGGAGGCAAGUGAGGCGUAUCUAGUGGGCCUUCUGGAGCACACGAAUCUAUUGGCCCUUCACGCGAAAAGAAUCACUAUCAUGCGGAAAGACAUGCAACUGGCACGCAGGAUUCGUGGCCAGUACAUCUGA